AAAAGUGGUUUUUGAGUCCAAAGAUCAGGGCUGGUUGACCUGCCGACUGAAUGCAGGGUGUAUAAAAUCAGGGCAAGGCACAGGCUGAUAGCAGAGCCAUUACCACCAAGCCUGGAAGUACUGCCAGGGCUCAGCUGGCGGCUGACUGAGGGGCCAAGGGCAUGACGCUAGGGGCAAGCAUGGAUGUUCUCCAUGACUUUGGCAUCCGGUCCACACACUACCUCCAGGUGAACUACCAGGACUCCCAGGGCUGGUUCAUCCUGGUGUCUGUGGUCGCAGACCUGAGGAACGCCUACUACGUCCUCUUCCCCAUAUGGUUCCAUCUCCAAGAAGCCGUGGGUGUCAGACUCCUCUGGGUGGCUGUGAUUGGAGACUGGCUCAACCUCGUCUUUAAGUGGAUCCUCUUUGGACAGCGGCCGUACUGGUGGGUCCUGGACACCGACUACUACAGCAACGCCUCGGUGCCCCCGAUAAAGCAGUUCCCUGUCACCUGUGAGACCGGGCCAGGGAGUCCCUCCGGCCAUGCCAUGGGCACUGCAGGUGUGUACUACGUGAUGGUCACAGCCACCCUCUCUGUCUUUCGGGGAAAGAAAAAACCGACCUACAGAUUUCGGUGCUUGAACGUCAUUCUGUGGUUGGGAUUCUGGGCCGUGCAGCUGAACGUCUGUUUGUCGCGCAUCUUCCUCGCUGCUCAUUUCCCCCACCAGGUGGUUGCUGGAGUCUUGUCAGGCAUUGCUGUGGCUGAAGCUUUCUGCCGCACCCAGCGCAUCUACAACACCAGUCUCAAGAAGUACUCUCUCGUCACCUGCUUCCUGUUCAGCGUCGCCAUCGGGUUUUACUUGGUGCUGAAGGGGCUGGAUGUGGACCUGCUGUGGACGCUGGAGAAAGCCAAGCGCUGGUGUGAACGCCCCGAAUGGGUCCUGAUUGACAGCACACCCUUUGCCAGCCUCUUCAGGAACCUGGGCACCCUCUUCGGCCUGGGGCUGGCUCUCAACUCCGCGAUGUACCGAGCGAGCUGCAGGGGCCAGCUGGGCAGGUGGCUCCCCUUCCGCCUCGGCUGCAUCCUGGCCUCCCUGGUCUUCCUGCACUUCUUCGACUCGUUGAGACCCCCCUCCCAAAUCGAGCUGCUCUUCUACGGCCUGUCCUUCUGCAAAAGUGCGGCGGUGCCCCUGAUGGCCGCCAGUCUCGUCCCCUACUGCCUCAGCCGGGUCCUGGGCCAGCCAGGAAAGAAGUCUUUGUAAAGGACAUGCCGUUUUCAGUAUUGAAAGGCAAUGACUUGUGCCAGGAAUGGAGGGGGGUGAGGGUCUCUGCCACCUGUUCUGGGGCCAGAGGGGCUGGUCAGCUCAGGUGCUCCUGUCUUGCUGGCAAUUCCAAUGAUAUUGGGUGCUGUUUCUUUUUUAAAACCAAACACAACAACUAGUAGAUGGUAUUUGAGGGAGCCUUGACUGCUAAAACUUGGGUCAGUUCUGGAUUUUUUUUUCCCCCUCUGAAGACUUCUUCUUCUUCUAUCAGGUAUACAAAAGCGAAACUUCCAAGUAGAGCCAGACAGGGGGAGUCCAACGGAGAAUUGUCUACCAGUGCUCAAAUGGAUCAAAGAAAGAAAGAAAAAAGAGUAGCAGAGUCAAAAGGGAAGGAAGGCCAGAGGCAGGAGGAGAUUUUAGUAUCUCCCAUAGCAUGCAAGUUAGAUGCCAAACAAUACCUAAGAGGCUUUGAUUGCAUUUGAAUCUUCAGGAAAGGCACGAUUCAUGAUGGGGGACCAACUCUAAGUGUAAUUAAUAAGGGGUCAGUGGGGCCCUUUCCCUUUCUUACUUAAGUUGUUUCACUCCACUCACACCAUGUGGUCAUGGUCGUGUCUUGGCUUUCUGGAUGGCGGCAGUGACCUAGAACUUGUUCUCGGUCAGAACAUUCAGGUGGAAUGGGUUUCCCCUCUAUCACAUUUGAUCUUCCUCCCUAGCCCAGCUCUGGUUUCCCGAGGAUUUUCCACCUUCCUCCUGGGUCCUCGGAUGCCUCGUGGGUGGGGCUUCUGUGGGGCUGAUGGGAGCUCUGACACCCAGGCAGAGGGGCAAAGAGAAGGGUCAGGGUUCCUCUGGCCAGCAGGUCACUCCAAUGUUACUGCUGAUUCCUGGAGGGUACACAUGACUCCUUUCUAUCGCUCAUGUCCACUGAGAGCCUGUUGGCGCAGAAAAGUCUAGUCCUUUUCCUCCUUCUCCCAUUUCGGCUGGUUUGCAGAACAUGUCCUCAAAAAAACAAAACAAAACAAAAAAGCUGAAGCCUAUUUAUUUGAGAAGCUUUGUUUUUGCUACUAAUUAUAUAGUACCAGCAUACGUUAUAAUUAACACCAAACAUCCUGGUCAUAAAUCUUUAAGAAGAAAAAAUGUCUAUGUGCAGUAUUUUAUUAAAGGAAUGUUUUAUUUAAGA
This is a messenger RNA of Echinops telfairi (small Madagascar hedgehog), 2418 nucleotides long. RefSeq names its product glucose-6-phosphatase catalytic subunit 1 (gene G6PC1). Gene Ontology annotation, cellular component: membrane. The transcript has 5 exons. NCBI's taxonomy places the organism in Eukaryota, Metazoa, Chordata, Mammalia, Afrosoricida, Tenrecidae. Gene Ontology annotation, molecular function: glucose-6-phosphatase activity. Gene Ontology annotation, biological process: gluconeogenesis; glucose 6-phosphate metabolic process. The record is from RefSeq and is a predicted model, not a curated record. Bases 162 to 1241 code for a protein of 359 amino acids.